AUGUUCCCUGACAUCGCCUCGUUUGAGCGCUCUGCUGACUUAAUUGCUCACCUCCGCUCGCUUGAUUCUAGCUACCGCCCUGCUUGCACUGAGGCACAGCUUGCACUGCUCCCUCCCCCCAUGGCGAUUAAUAUCUACUUCAUCGCCACUAGCCUCCCUGACCGCCUUGCCUCAGUCCGUGACACGCUUCUUCUGAAGCACCCUAGUGAGCUCACUAUCGAGGUCCUUGAGUCUGCGCUCAAGGACGUCGAGAGCAACCUCCGCUCCGUAGCCUCCGCCUCUGGUGUUGUGUCCCCUCCACUGUUCCACGGGUGCACUGUCCCUCAGCUGCCCAGCUUUACAGCCUCUCUCGCCACUGCUGCUAAUGACGUGACCGCAGCUGCUGUUACGACUUCUUCGCGGUCUCGAGAUAGAGGUGGCAAGAGGGGCGAUCAGGGUACAGGUGGCGGUGGCGGUGGAGGCAGUGGAGGCGUUGGCGGCGGAGGUGGUGGGGGUGGCGUGCCAACUGGUGGCGGCGGGAGUGCAAGACCAGGAGAGGCGUCGCGUGCAGCGGCCGGUGACUCCGCUACUGCAGCCGGUGGAGGCGACGCCCGGGCUCGUCAGCCACCUUCUGGUCUGCCGGCCGUGGCGAUCACUGCUCGCUACACUAAUACUCUUCCUUGCCCUGCUGUUCCCUCUGGGUCUCUGACUGGCUUCCACGUCCCCUCGUUCUCGAGAAACUUGGUGGGCGUGAGGCCUCUUGUGAGUCAGCACGUGGGUGUGUGGAUUGAGCCCUCUGGUGAGACGGCGGUUGCUGCAUCCUCCCAGGUAGCUGUGUCUGGACCAGUUGCUGCGUCGUGCUCCUGCCGGUCGCUUGCACACCCCACCGUUCUGUGGCACCACCGGACGGGGCACCCGUCCCUCCCUCGUCUGCGCGCUAUGUCUCGUCAGCGUCUUGUCUUAGGCCUCCCGCGUGUCUUGCCGUCGCUACCGCCUUCGCUUGCACCGCCGUGCGGUCCCUGCGUCGAGGGUCGGCUGCGCGCCACCCCUCACUCCUCCUCCCUUCGUCCGGCCACCAAGCCUUUUGAGACGCUCCACUUGGACGUCUGGGGCCCCGCCCCUCGCCUUGGCCCUGAGCACGAGCGUUUCUUUUUUGUGGUCGUUGACGACUACUCCCGCUAA
Molecule: messenger RNA, 1161 nt
Organism: Closterium sp. NIES-65
Lineage: Eukaryota; Viridiplantae; Streptophyta; Zygnematophyceae; Desmidiales; Closteriaceae
Source: the annotation of a GenBank genome assembly